Tilletiopsis washingtonensis is the source of this 920-nucleotide messenger RNA. RefSeq lists its product as hypothetical. The transcript has a single exon. Lineage: Eukaryota; Fungi; Basidiomycota; Exobasidiomycetes; Entylomatales. The coding region runs from base 378 to 863 and encodes 161 amino acids. The record is from RefSeq and is a predicted model, not a curated record.
GAGGGCGCCAAAGAGGAGGAACUGGGAUUGCACAAGUUGGAGGUGUUGACUCAUGCCAUCGGUGAGGGCCAAUUCUGUCGUUUGGGCUUCGAGAGAGAGAGUGACGCUGCUCUUCUCCGUCUCUCUCGCUGACCCGAAGCCUCGCUCGCCGUGGGGGGGCCGGCUGUUCAGAGUACAUCUACGAGCUGCAAUCUCGCAUCUCCAGCCUCGAGGCCUCUCUCAAGUCUUGCUCCUCCUCCUCCUCCUCUUCCUCCGUCGGGGGCGGGGCGGCGGGGCUGCCUUCCUCGGGCCUCUCCUCCUCUGUCCUGCCCGGCCUCUUCUCGCCCGCCUCGUCCAUGGCGUUUCACUUCGCCGCGCGCAGCGCCACCAGUCCCAUCAUGUCGCUCUCUGCCGAGUCGCCCAUUCUGCGCCGCGGCUCCGGCUCCGCUGCUGGCGGCGGCGGCUGCGCCUCUACAAAUGGAGGAGGAGGCAACGGCAAGAGCAGCAACAGCAACGGCACCUCGUCUUUUCCCAGCACGCCCGCCUGGCCCAUGCUGCCCUCCUCUCUGCUGCCUUUGCCUCCUUCCCAACCACUUCCUCCCUCUGCCAUCUCCCCCAUCUCCACCUCCUUCUCGUCUUCUUCUUCUUCUUCUUCUGCUGCUGCAGUGCCUCGCAGUAGUGCUCCCGCCUCCUCCCUCUCCUCGGCCGACUCCUAUGGCGCCUCGGCGCGCUCGCGCGCACAGGCGGCAGAGGCCGAACUGCUGCUGAGCUUCAGCACCAGUCCCGAGGCCCUGCGGCCGCUGCAGAGUCCCGAGAUGCUGCGCCCCACGUCAAACGUGCGCGAUGCACUGGCCGACGUGGGCAGAUUGUCGCCUGGCAUUUGAAAAGGCAAGGCUGCGUCGUUCCGCGCGCGCGGCCUCAGAGAUCGAGAUAUCCCCCCC